GGAGGCAGGCAAGAUGGCGCCGGUGGAGCACGUGGUGGCCGACGCCGGGGCCUUCCUGCGCGGGGCCGCGCUGCAGGAGAUCGGUCGGCAGAUCUACACGACCCGCGAGGUGGUGGCCGAGAUCCGCGACAAGGAGGCGCGGCGCCGCCUGGCCCUGCUGCCCUUCCCGCUCCGCUUCAGGCAGCCCGGCCCGGACUACGUCCGCCUCGUGACCGAGUUCUCCAAGAAGACCGGCGACUACCCCAGCCUCUCGGCCACGGACCUCCAGGUGCUGGCCCUGACCUACCAGCUGGAGGCCGAGCAUGUCGGGGUGGCCCACCUGAAGAAGGAGCCGGCCCAGAAGGUCACACACAGCACAACAAACCGGCAUCCUGAGGCACCCGUUCAUUUGGCUGGUUUCCAUCUUCCUUCUAAGGCCAGGCACCCAGAGGAGGAAAAGAGCCCUUCAGUCGUAGCAGAUCCAGAACAGGGAGUCCCCGCCAGGGCUGAAGAGGCUGCGUUUGGCUCCUUUGUUUUCUGGAGAACCCCCUUGCCCAGUAUUGAGGCGGACCUCCUGGAAUUGCUGGAAGCAUCUGCAGACGCCAUUGAGCCAGAAGACCCUGCAGGAGGCCAAGAGAGCACAGAGGAGGAGGAGGAGGAGGGUUGGAUCACACCCGGCAACAUCCAGCAGAUCCAGCAGGACGCGGGGCAAGGGGCUGAGCCUGUGGGUGUGCAGGUUGGCUGCCUGACCACUGACUUCGCCAUGCAGAACGUCCUGCUGCAGAUGGGCUUGCACGUUCUGGCUGUGAACGGCCUGCUGAUCCGCCAUGCCCGAAGCUAUGUCCUGCGCUGCCACGGCUGCUUCAAGACAACGUCAGAAAUGACGCGGCUCUUCUGCCCCCACUGCGGGAACAAGACCCUCAAGAAGGUGGCUGUGACCGUAGAUGGCGAGGGCAACCUGCGCUUGCACUUCUCUCGCAACCCAAAGGUCCUGAACCCGCGUGGGCUCCGGCACUCCCUUCCUGUUCCCCGAGGGGGCAAACACGCAAGCAACCCCCACCUGGUAGAGGACCAGCGCUUCCCCCAGCAACGGCUCUCCCGCAAGGCCAGGAAGAAGACCAACGUCUUUGACCCGGAUUACCUGGCUGGAGUCUCUCCGUUUGUGGAGAAUGACAUCUAUAGCCGGGCAGCCAAUCUACAGAUCCGGGAUGUGGCACUGGGGGCAGGCAGGAGGCGAAUGAACCCCAACACCUCCAUGAAAAAGUUUGUCAAGAAGAGAUGAAGGGGGACGGCCCCUGCCUGCCGUAACAGGCGAAAUAAGCAGGACCAGGCCCGUAGCGCUGCAAGAGGAUCAGCUUUAGACCCUGACUUCCCCCUGGGACGGUGGACUGGCCAUGUUUCCCAAAUCCCUGCAGACCAGCAGAACCAGGGGAGAGAGCUGUAUCUCCAGGGAAGACUGGUGGGGAGGACUGGGCAGGUGCUGUGUUGGGAGCAGCACAAUCCCCCAAGCGAGGCACAUGCCCAGGUGGCUCCUGUGUAAGAGGCUGAGCCAUGCUGGCCUUCUCAAUAAAGCCACGUGAUCUGCA
Messenger RNA from Eublepharis macularius, 1565 nucleotides. It is a transcript of the gene NOB1, whose product is annotated as NIN1 (RPN12) binding protein 1 homolog. The transcript is spliced from 9 exons. Gene Ontology annotation, molecular function: RNA endonuclease activity. Gene Ontology annotation, biological process: ribosomal small subunit biogenesis; maturation of SSU-rRNA. Lineage: Eukaryota; Metazoa; Chordata; Lepidosauria; Squamata; Eublepharidae. The record is from RefSeq and is a predicted model, not a curated record. Bases 14 to 1261 code for a protein of 415 amino acids. Gene Ontology annotation, cellular component: preribosome, small subunit precursor.